Messenger RNA from Babjeviella inositovora NRRL Y-12698, 508 nucleotides. RefSeq lists its product as uncharacterized. The transcript has a single exon. The record is from RefSeq and is a predicted model, not a curated record. The annotation marks the transcript as partial. Lineage: Eukaryota; Fungi; Ascomycota; Pichiomycetes; Serinales.
CCAACAUGUUUACAUCAAUCAAUACCAUCCAGCUUCCUAAGUUAAAGGUAUUGAACUUUAAGAGGAACGCAAUUGGUGUAAUUAACGAUUUGCAGCUACCGGAUUCUCUCGAAGUGUUGAUUUUGAAAAAUCAACGGUGUGAUCUUCCACUUAACUACCUCACAGGGCUAUCCAAACUUCCCCCAAGGUUACGACCUUUGAAAUUGUGCAGGAACGGCUUGUCAGAGCGGACUAUCCAACACUUGGACAUAUCCACUAGUUUGAGGGACUUACAUAUGCAUGACAACGCAUUUGAAAAUUACGGUAGAUGGAAAGAAGGGGUCAAGUUGGUAUAUCCGGGGAUAAUUCUUGAUUUUGACGGACUUUCAGGGUCCUCUAAGGGCGAAUCUGAUUCACUGGAUUCCGACAAUGAUAGUACGGGUAGCGAUGAUUAGGCGUUAGUGCGGAUGGAAGUAUUUCCAGGGAGAAUUACGUUACCAGUUAUAUCUGGCACGCCAUUGUUUACGUA